CAAAUAAAGGUGGAAAAUGGCUGCUGCUUACCUCCCAAUAAAGGAGAAAAUAUGGAAUGAAUUGGAAGAGGAAUUAGAGCUAAAAGAGAGUACCUGUGGUGAUCCACAAGGCUAUGUUGAAUCCUUUCUUAAAAGAUACGCUGACGAUGAAUCGACUAUGAUAUACCAAUCAGUUGUAAUGGAGCCAGCAAGGAAACCUGCAAAACUUAGUAAAGGGAGUUCGGGUAAAAUCAAACCACUUACCUCAAGAGAAAAGAAACAAUUAGGACUAAAGACACUAGAGCAGAAAUAUUCUUUAUACAAGCCAUUGAAUGAACUGUGGAAAAGUUACAUGCUGGACUUGUUAAAACCACAUCCUAAAAGUAACUGCAAGCAACUGUCUCUUAAGGUCCUCAAGGCUGACUAUCAUGGAUGUUAUUUGAAAGUGGUAGGAUCAAGAUGUCAGGGUCAUAUUGGAAUUGAAGGCAUUGUAAUACAAGAAACACAGAACACAUUCAAACUAAUUAAUGACAAAGACAAGAUGCCAACAAUUCCAAAGGCGCACAGUGUGUUCCAGUUCAAAGUAAAGGAUCAUCAGUUCACCUUAUAUGGUAAUCAGCUCAGAUAUAGGGCUAGUGAUAGAUCAUCAAAAAAGUACAAAGACAAGUUUUUUCAUGAACUAUUUUAGUCAAAAUAAACCAAUACAGUUAUUAUUAUUAUAAGCACAAAAUAAUGGAAACACAAACAAAGAAAAAAAA
Molecule: messenger RNA, 737 nt
Organism: Amphimedon queenslandica
Lineage: Eukaryota; Metazoa; Porifera; Demospongiae; Haplosclerida; Niphatidae
Product: ribonuclease P protein subunit p29-like
Exons: 6
Coding region: 17-667 (216 amino acids)
Biological process (GO): rRNA processing; tRNA 5'-leader removal
Cellular component (GO): ribonuclease P complex; ribonuclease MRP complex
Molecular function (GO): ribonuclease P RNA binding
Source: RefSeq, a predicted model, not a curated record